AUGUUGUGCCGAUCCUGGUGUAGUGCGUGCCUGGAUUGCCUAAAGGGCAUUCAAGUCCAAAAACGAGGCCUAAGGACACGCAUACUGCCAAGCAGAUCCGGACAGCGGAGCUAUGUACUGGAAAAUGAGUUGACUUCGCUAAAGUGGCCACCACUGCACGAUCACGGCUCGCCCAUGACCCUUGAAAAGUGCAGGUGUAUUAUGUAUCACCUGCAACUGCUGGAGAUGGAAAGGCUCGAUAAAGCCAGGAAGUUUAAGCUCCCGGAACGAUUCAACGAGGGAGACCUGAUAGAAGUCAAAUAUGAACUGUCUAGGACGCAGCAAACUUUUGCCGUCUUCAGGGGCUACUGCGUUCAAGUGAGAAGGAGGGGGCUUAACUCAAGUAUUUGUCUCAGGAACUCAUACGAAGGCGUGGGUAUGAGUCAAAUAAUUCCUAUAUAUUCACCCAGGAUCCUACACAUAAAAGUUAUAAGGGCGGUCGACGGAAACGCCGGGCAAGGCAUGGAAAGAUCGUCUUUGAGGCGUCCACUAACGCGUGACUACAGAUACAAGUGGCAGUACAACGUAAGGGAUAAGUUCGGCCUACCCGAAGGGCCCAAUAAACCAGGAAUACGGUCGCUAGAGUCCAAAUUACACUACAAGGUCCAAGAAAUGCGCAAGAAAUACUAUUUGCAAAGAAAGAGGGCCGGCCUGCCUCCAUUCGCCUGGCCUGGACCAAUGAAAUUACUUAUGCGAGAGAGGAGAAGGGCCGUUAGGGCUGAAACUAGACGUAGGAUUUUAUUGUAUAGCAUGGACGAACAAAGGGCCAGAGCCGUAAAGUUGGCCCGCAGGAGGCGUGCUUGUCAGUGGGGAAGAUACUCGCUUCCCUACAGCAAGCAUGAUCUGGCACAGGACAUUGAUCAUACCCACCCCCUCGUAAAUGCCCCAAAGUGA
This is a messenger RNA of Babesia microti strain RI, 933 nucleotides long. RefSeq names its product mitochondrial ribosomal protein L19 precursor, putative. Gene Ontology annotation, biological process: translation. The transcript has 8 exons. Gene Ontology annotation, molecular function: structural constituent of ribosome. Gene Ontology annotation, cellular component: mitochondrial large ribosomal subunit; ribosome. Lineage: Eukaryota; Apicomplexa; Aconoidasida; Piroplasmida; Babesiidae. The record is from RefSeq and is a predicted model, not a curated record. Bases 1 to 933 code for a protein of 310 amino acids.